Molecule: messenger RNA, 808 nt
Organism: Solanum verrucosum
Lineage: Eukaryota; Viridiplantae; Streptophyta; Magnoliopsida; Solanales; Solanaceae
Exons: 5
Coding region: 26-526 (166 amino acids)
Molecular function (GO): calcium ion binding
Source: RefSeq, a predicted model, not a curated record
CCAAAAACAUACUUAUCUCUAAGCCAUGGGACAAAUUCUUGAAAAAAUUCAAGGCAAGCAAUGGAGAGAAAGACAGAUGCGGAAGAUAACAGACAAGGUGUUUGAUCGUUUCAAAGAUGAAACAGGAAAAGCUUAUCUCAAGUUUGAAGACCUUUACAUUGCUGUUCUACUUGUCUACAAUGAUAUCAACAAGCAUUUGCCUGGUCCUCACUUUGAUCCUCCUUCUAAAGAAGAAGUUAGAGCCUUGAUGCAGGAAUGUGAUAUGAAUCUUGAUGGUGAACUAGAUCAUGAAGAAUUUGUCAAAUUUGUGAAAAGAUUAACAAAGGAUACCUUCAUCAUUGUGAGUCAGGGACUGAUUAUUACUUUAGCAGUAGCACCAACAGUUGCUCUGUUAACAAAGAGGACAACAGAAGGAGUCCCUGGUGUUGGGAAAGUAGUGCAAAAAAUACCAAAUGCUGUUUAUGCCUCUUUAGUUACCCUUGCAAUUGUCAUGUUUCAGAAAGCAGCUGAGGCUAAGGCAAUUUGAAAUUUGUUUUCUUACAGAACCAAGUUUCUCCUUAUGUAUUAUGUGUAUAAGAUAACAGACAUCUGCUACGCUUGCAAGUUGAUCUUUGAGCAUCUCAUCUCUUGUGAUUUUUGCUUAUGUAAAUCCUAGUAGUAGUGUAAUAUGCGAGCUCAUGUUUUGGUUGGGCAGCUCACAGCUUUCAUAUUGUGUUUUGCACAAUUGGUGAUGAGUAGCUUUCUUACCACUAGGAAACAUAAUACCUGAUAGUUCAAAUAUAAAACUCGCAAAAAAAUAAUACUUCAA